AUGGAUGCUCCCUCUUUUGGCUGGAUUAAAUGCAAUACUGAUGGUGCCUUUGAUGAUAUUUCUGGAGCAACUGGUGCAGGGUAUGUGAUGCGAGACUUCUCAAGAAAAGAAACCUUUUGUGCAUCCUUAGUCUUUGAAGUACAUUCUGCUGAAGAACCUGAAGCAAGAGCCAUCUGGGCAGUACUGAAGAAAGCAUUGGAGCAACAAUUAACUCAUAUCAUCAUAGAAAGUGAUGCAAAAUCUCUUGUCGACCAAUUUUCAGCUGGGAAUUUUGAUGGGGAUUCGCGUACGGAUGUUAUCUUUAAAGACAUUCACUUAUGUUCUUUAAAGUUAACUGCUUGUAUUUUUAGUUUCCAACCUCGUUAUUGUAACUCUGUAGCUCAUGAGCUCGCCCUAUGGGCAAAGACAAACAAUUCUACCAUGUACUGGUCUACCCCUCCUAUUUGGCUUCUACCAACAGUUGAGGAGGACCAUUUUCCUUUUUUGAAGGCCUUUGCUUAUAAUUAA
Messenger RNA from Papaver somniferum (opium poppy), 507 nucleotides. RefSeq lists its product as uncharacterized. The transcript has a single exon. The record is from RefSeq and is a predicted model, not a curated record. The coding region runs from base 1 to 507 and encodes 168 amino acids. Gene Ontology annotation, molecular function: RNA-DNA hybrid ribonuclease activity; nucleic acid binding. Lineage: Eukaryota; Viridiplantae; Streptophyta; Magnoliopsida; Ranunculales; Papaveraceae.